Messenger RNA from Paramuricea clavata, 406 nucleotides. The record is from the annotation of a GenBank genome assembly. NCBI's taxonomy places the organism in Eukaryota, Metazoa, Cnidaria, Anthozoa, Malacalcyonacea, Plexauridae.
AUGAAUCGCUUUUUACGACUUUUACGUCCUAUUUCUGCUAGCAUUGAUGCCCUUUGUAAUGUUAAACACCGUACAAACCUUGGCUACAAAAGAGAGAAAAAUCCCUCUAUUUAUAAGUCGACUUUUAAAGUGUCCGUGCGCCAAAUAUCAUCGGUAAACAAGUUCGGCGAAAAUGAUCGCGAUAGUCUAUACGAUCGUUUUUCGAUAUUGGGAUUUCUUGCACCCAUCUUUGCAUUUUCAAUUACAAAGUUGGUUGCAGGAGAAAACGAGCAGGAUGAGGAUGAUUCAACAUGGCAUAAAGAUAAUUUGAAACGGAAUAUAACCGGAAAGUUUAGUCGGACAAGCUCAGUGCAUGUCAACAUUUCAAAAAAUGAAGUGCAUCAGGUCGGCGAAAAGACAGCUAGAG